This is a messenger RNA of Stegodyphus dumicola, 2208 nucleotides long. RefSeq names its product immunomodulatory peroxidase-like. The record is from RefSeq and is a predicted model, not a curated record. Gene Ontology annotation, molecular function: peroxidase activity; heme binding. Gene Ontology annotation, biological process: response to oxidative stress. NCBI's taxonomy places the organism in Eukaryota, Metazoa, Arthropoda, Arachnida, Araneae, Eresidae.
UUCAAAAUCCUUCUGACACCCAAAGCGAGACUUCGAACUUUCAAACUAUUGUGCCAAUGCCCGUCGCCUGGCAGGAUACCUAAAUUUUUUGUUGUCGUUUUUGUUGUUGUUAUUUAUCUGAAAGAACUGUUUAUAGAAAAAAAAAAAAGAUGAAUCUCCGUUCUUCAAAAAAAAUUUUAGCGAUUGCCCUAUUCUGUACUAUAGCCAUAACACAAAUUCACAGCCAAGUCACAACGUGGAAUAUCAGAAAGCCAAGUGACGCACUUCCAGUUCCAUCAUAUGGAUACUUCGCCACAGGAAGGGAGAAAGAUAUUCCAGACUUACCGCCAUAUUUAGACGAUCACCGAGCUCAAGAUUUACAAGCCGUAUAUGGACCUCAUUUACCAAGAGAAUGUCCUAUGAAACGGGAGAUACUAGAUCCUCGUAAUAUUGAAGCCACACGUAAAGAAAUUGAGGAAUGCAGUGAACAAAUUAUUUCCUGCUAUUACGCCGAAUAUAAUAAAUACAGAACUAUCGAUGGAAGCUGCAACAAUUUAAAGCAUCCUACCUGGGGUAAAUCAGAUAACUGUCUGAGAAGAGUAUUGCCUUUCGAUUAUGCAGACAAAAUAUCAUUUCCACGAGUGUCAUGCAAAAACAAACCGCUGCCAAACCCUCGAUUGGUAUCAAACGUAUUUCACAAAGAACUAAAGCCCAAACCUGAUGGACUGACAACGCAUUUCAUGGAGUGGGGUCAGAUGCUUGCCCAUGAUUUAUCACUUAAUGACAUCUUUAGAACUCCAGAAUCCGGAUUCAAUGAAGCCAUACCAUGUUGCAUUCCCGGCCCGCAUAUCAGUGAUACAUGUUAUUCCAUUCCUGUACCUCCCAAAGAUCCAUUUUAUCCUAAAUUUGGACAGACUUGCAUAAAUUAUGCCAGAACAGUGCCAUGCCAUCGUUGCAGAGCAGGACAACGAGUUCACUGGAACCAAAACACUGCGUAUCACGACCUUUCUCUAGUAUAUGCUAGUACAGAAGAAGAGGCUCAGAAGCUUAGAAGUGGAAUUCACGGUAUGUUGGAUGUGGAAUAUAAUCGUAAAUCCGGACCUAUGCCACCAACUGUGCAUGUUGAAGAAUUGUGCAUCUCACCACCUCGCGAGAAGAGCUGCUAUAAAACAGGGGAUAUGAGAGCAAAUCAAAAUCCUUUCUUACUUACUGUACAUACCUAUUUAUUAAGACACCAUAACUUCAUUUGCCAAGAACUUCAUGAAAUCAACCCUCACUGGGAUGAUGAGAAACUCUAUCAAGAAGCACGGCGUAUCAAUAUCGCUGUAGCCCAGUACAUCACAUAUGGUCACUAUCUGCCAAAUGUCUUGGGAGAAAUCAUGCAAAAAGAAGGGAUUAAUAUUCUCCCAGGAGCAAAAUAUACGCAGUAUGAUCCAGAGCUGGAUGCUAGCAUUGCAGAUGAGUACGCCACAUGGGCCGCACGAUAUGGUCAUACGCUCGUUCCCGGACGCAUAUCAGAAAUUGAUCCCAAAACUGAAUCAAAAGAUACUGUCUGGCUACGAGAUUUUUACUACACUCCAUUUGGAUUCAGGUAUGGACAAUAUGACAAAGUUGCAAAGGGGAUGACUGUUGAUAGGAAGAUGAAACAUGAUGUGUUCUUAAGUGAUGAUGUACGAAACUACCUGUACAGGCGACUAUACUUAAAUGAAUCAGCUGGUCUGGAUUUGGCCGCCGCCAGUAUUGUAAGAGGCAGAGACCACGGAAUUCCAGGUUACACGUACUAUGUUGCCUAUUUCUUCAACAUCACUAUUCAUGAUUUUAACGACUUGAGGAAACUACUUCCCGAUAAAUCUGUGGACCUCUUGGAGGAGCUCUUUGAAUCUGUACAUGAUGUGGAUGUUUACUCAGCGGGAUUGGCAGAGUACUACGUACCAGGAGGAUUUGUUGGACCCACAUUUGGUGCUGUUUUAGGACAACAAUACAAAAGACUCAAAUUUGGUGACAGAUACUGGUUUGAACAUGCUCAUCAAGCAGGAUCCUUCACACCAGAACAACUAGUUGAGAUUAAAAGAUCUACAUUAGCCAGAAUACUCUGCGAAACAACAAGGAUAACAGAGAUACAGAUGGAACCAUUCCGACCUCCAUCAUCAGAUAAUCCUAUUGUUCCUUGUGAAAAAAUACACAGGUUUAAUUUUUACCUCUGGAAGGAAUAAACUGCCAAAAAGUGUG